GUCAAGCGCUCACCGCUGCUGCACCACGCCCAAAACUCAGCCCGUCCAAGUGCCGGUGCUCUCCUCUCCUGCGCGGUCGCUAUCACCUGAACCGACCCCUCCUCCACCAUGGCCGUAGGAAAAAACAAGCGUUUGUCGAAGGGCAAGAAGGGUAUCAAGAAGAAGGUAGUUGACCCCUUCACCCGCAAGGACUGGUAUGACAUCAAGGCGCCCUCGAUCUUCGAGAAGCGUAACGUCGGCAAGACGCUUGUGAACCGGUCGCAGGGUCUCAAAAAUGCAAACGAUUCGCUCAAGGGCCGUAUCAUCGAGGUCUCCCUUGCCGACCUCAACAACGACGAGGAGCAGUCAUUCCGCAAGAUCAAGCUCCGGAUUGACGAGGUUCAGGGCAAGAACUGCCUGACAAACUUCCACGGCAUGUCCUUCGCCUCGGACAAGCUCCGGUCACUUGUCCGCAAGUGGCAGACACUCAUCGAGGCGCACGUCGACGUGAAGACGACUGACGGCUACCUCCUCCGUCUCUUCGCGAUUGGCUUCACGAAGCGCCGGCCCUCGCAGGUGCGCAAGACGACGUACGCGCAGUCCAGCCAGAUUCGGGAGAUUCGGAGAAAGAUGUUCGAGAUCAUGACCCGGGAGGCGACGUCGUGCGACCUCAAGGAGCUCGUGCAGAAGUUCGUCCCGGAGGCGAUCGGUCGUGAGAUCGAGAAGGCUGCCCGGAGCAUCUACCCCCUCCAGAACGUCUACGUCCACAAGGCGAAGAUCCUGAAGGCACCCAAGUUCGACAUGUCGAAGCUGCUUGAGCUCCAUGGCGAGUCAACAGACGAGACCGGCACCCGUGUCGUGAAGGACUUCAAGGAGCCGGAGAUUCUGGAGUCCGUCUGAGUUGUCGCAUAUCUGGUCUACCUUGUAUCCAUUCAUGCUUUCUAUCCAUCAAUACGGGUAUGACGACAUCUAUGUUCAUGACAUGCAAUGCUAUGUAUUCUGUCCAUGAGCGUAUGCCCUUGUUAUAGGCAGGACCGCAACCGUUCUACACACCGCGCAGGGUCACGUCGUGCGCAUCAGUUCCACAGGUACUUAAGCUGCUUGGGAGCAAUACGAAGUACUUCCUUUGUGCACAAAUGAGCUUCGUCGAUCCGCGUAGUGACACUCGUUAAUGCUAAGCUUUAUAGGUCUCAA
Molecule: messenger RNA, 1173 nt
Organism: Rhodofomes roseus
Lineage: Eukaryota; Fungi; Basidiomycota; Agaricomycetes; Polyporales; Fomitopsidaceae
Product: 40S ribosomal protein S3A
Exons: 5
Coding region: 109-879 (256 amino acids)
Biological process (GO): translation
Cellular component (GO): cytosol; ribosome
Molecular function (GO): structural constituent of ribosome
Source: RefSeq, a predicted model, not a curated record